GCAGAGUGAAGGGGCAACAGGCUGUCAAGAGUGGCAGUAGUUGGGGGCUCCCAGCUAUUGAAAAGCCACAUAGAGUCUUUGCAUACUGCCUGAGGAAUUAAUUCCUUAUUUAACGUUCCUAAUUGCUGGAUCGAUUUAACAGGACUGGAGCUAACAUUUGCUUGGAUUUGGCCCCAUUGAUAGGGAACUGCCUGCUGCAUCCUCCGCUUUGAAGUCACCCUGGUCUUUGGGCCUCCAGCACCUUCUUCAGCAUGUCCAACCCACCUAAGAGGUGUAUGAUACUGGUGUUCCACUGGGUUAGGAAGACGCCCCUGACAGAGAAGCCGUGCUCUACCAUCUCGGCCAGACCUUCUGCCUCUGCACCGGCUUGCAACACUCCUCACAUUUCCCCCUACUUCACGAGGAGCAAGACACAAGCCGCUCCGCUCCGGAGGUCCAGCAGGCACAAGGUGCUGCGAUUUCCGAAUCUCACCGACCCCAGGUUUUUAAGAUCGGUCAUUGGCAGCGUUGGCCGGAAGAGAGCCCGCAGGCGUGGCAAGCCAAAGAAGACUCCAGCGUAAACAGGAAAAGGGGAAGCGGCCUACUGGAGUUGCCAUUGACAACCACUCUCAGCCUCCUUUUUCCCCUUCUGGCCCAGCAUGCUUUGUGCGCACCCAACAUGGCGGCGCCCAGCCCCAGCACGUCCCGACCGGCGCCCGCUUUCCCUUUCCCCUUCUCCGCCUCGACGGCUGGGGCUGAAAAACCCGCGGAGGGGCAGCCUCUGCCGGCCGCUGAACUGAAUAAGAAGAAGCUGCCCUGUUAGGCCUGCACGGACUUCAGGAGUUGGAAUAUUGUCUAAUAUUGUCUUUAUUACUGUUCUGUUUGUAAUCUUGCCUUGUUUUUUUCUUUUUUGAGUAUCAAUUAAAUAAAUAAUAAUAAAAAACAAUACCCUGGACCAAUCAGCAAUCCAUGGCUUUGUAGGAGAGGAGGAGGGUGGCUGCUGUCACAAAAAUGGUGGAGAGUAGUAAGAGAAAAUUCUGCAAAGUGGCCUUUUCUCUUUUGGGGAGAGAAAAUGAAAAAUCUCAGGCAUUUUCUUAGAAAAAUUUCCUUUGAAAAUCUAACCUUUGUUAUUAUGGUCAAUGAUCAUCAUUAAGAAACUGGGAUAAAACAACUCUAAUUUGCCUUUGAUGUGUUUAUAGAUAAAUACUAAUUCUGCAUUGGACUGCCACUUUUCUUGGUCGUUGGCUGUAUUCCCAAGCUUUUAACAGCAGGCUAUCAUGCAGUAAUUAAGCACUGGAAGUUUUCCCAAUUACUUCCACUCACUCUGCCAAUUUCCAGGGUCUCAGCCUCUGAUUGUCAUGCAGAUGUGUUUUUCCAUUAAAAAAAAGCUUGUAUGUAAAUAAUUUAAAACCAUUUCUUCUUUUACAUAUAAAAUAUUUUUAAAAACAUACAUGAUUGUAACAUUCAUGUGGAUGGUAACAAGUGCAGUUAUUAUAGCCUGUACGUAUAAUCCAAAGGAAACAAGCAAACUAAAAGAACCUGCAGUCCAUAGAAUCAAUUCAGUGUCAUACAUGUAAAUACACUCAGUUAUAGAACUAGGAUUAAUAAGGCAUUGGCUGGCAAACAUGUUUGAUGGGGGAAACUAAACUAUGAAGCUGAGUCAGGAACUGGAAAUACAAGGCGAAGUGAGAACACUGGCAGUCCUGUGUCUGCAGCCUCUCAUUCUAAAUGUACUUCGAACAGCUAGACUGGUGACUGGGAGUGGCCACCGGGACCACAUAACACCGGUUCUGAGAGAUCUGCAUUGGCUCCCAGUACGUUUCCGAGCACAAUUCAAAGUAUUGGUGCUGACCUUUAAAGCCCUAAACGGCCUUGGUCCUGUAUACCUGAAGGAGCGUCUCCACCCCCAUCGCUCAGCCCGGACACUGAGGUCCAGCUCCGAGGGCCUUUUGGCGCUUCCCUCAUUGCGAGAAGUGAGGUUACAGGGAACCAGACAGAGGGCCUUCUCGGUAGUGGCGCCCACCCUGUGGAACACCCUCCCUUUAGAUGUGGAGGAAAUAAGCAGCUAUCCUUUCUUUAAAAUACAUCUGAAGGCAGCCCUGUUCAGGGAAGUUUUUAAUAUUUAACGCUAUACUGUUUUUAACACUUUAUUGGGAGCCGCCCAGAGUGGCUGGGGAAACUCAGCCAGAUGGGCUGGGGAUAAAUAAUAAAUUAUUAUUAUUAUUAUUAUUAUUAUUAUUCUGUAAAACAAGAAAAUAUUUAAUAAAAUUAUUAUUAUUAUUAUUAUUUUAAAAAAAGAUUUCAGGCAGGAUCUCUCUCAGUCCCACCAGGAGAUGCUGGGGACUGAACCUGAUGCCUUCUGCAUGCUAAGCAGUUGUUCUACCACUGAGCUAUGGCCCUAGCUCACAAUAUUGCUGUCAGGAUAAAAUGGAGAAGGUGGAGGCAGAAGUGUAUAUGCUCUGUGGAGGAAAGGUGGGAUAGAAGUAUAAGAAGGAAUACAGUAUGUAAAGUAGCCUAUAAGUGAAUAAACUACAGUAUAUUUUUAACUUACUCUCCUAAUAAUUUGUAUAUAAAUUAUAAAAGUGGUAUAUAAAUUUGGUAUUUUUUUUUUAAAAAGAGGAAAUGUUCAGACUUUCAAACAGUAUGUUAUGCCUGAGCCUUCAUUGCUGAAACUCCCAACAGCAUUUUCAUGCUCACAAACACCUGAUGAAGGCUUAAGGAACCAUUGUGACAUAACCCAUUCAAGCAGAGUGAAGGGGCAACAGGCUGUCAAGAGUGGCAGUAGUUGGGGGCUCCCAGCUAUCAAAAAGCCACAUAGAGUCUUUGCAUACUGCCUGAGGAAUUAAAUCCUUAUUUAACGUUCCUACUUGCUGGAUCGAUUUAACAGGACUGGAGCUAACAUUUGCUUGGAUUUGGCCCCAUUGAUAGGGAACUGCCUGCUGCAUCCUCCGCUUUGAAGUCACCCUGGUCUUUGGGCCUCCAGCACCUUCUUCAGCAUGUCCAACCCAUCCAAGAGGCGUAUGAUACUGGUGUUCCACUGGGUUAGGAAGACACCCCUGGCAGAGAAGCCGUGCUCUACCAUCUCGGCCAGACCUUCUGCCUCUGCACCGGCUUGCAACACUCCUCACAUUUCGCCCUACUUCACGAGGAGCAAGACACAACCCGCUCCGCUCAGGAGGUCCAGCAGGCGCAAGGUGCUGCGAUUUCCGAAUCUCACUGACCCCAAGUUUUUAAGAUCUAUCAUAGGCAGCGUUGGCCGGAAGAGAGCCCACAGGCGUGGCAAGCCAAAGAAGACUCCAGCGUAACCAGGAAAAGGGGAAGCAGCCUACUGGAGUUGCCACUGACAACCACUCUCAGCCUCCUUUUUCCCCUUCUGGCCCAGCAUGCUUCGCGUGCACCCAACAUGACGGCGCCCAGCCUCAGCACGUCCCGACGGGAGGUCGGGACUAUAGUUCAAGGACUGCUUUUUGCUUUA
Podarcis lilfordi (Lilford's wall lizard) is the source of this 3454-nucleotide messenger RNA. NCBI's taxonomy places the organism in Eukaryota, Metazoa, Chordata, Lepidosauria, Squamata, Lacertidae. The record is from the annotation of a GenBank genome assembly.